CAUCGCUAGCUGGAAUUCGAGCGGGGAAGUGACGCUUUCUUCCAAAGUCAUUCCCCAUCCGUAUCCGCCGGAACACAGAACUUCGCGCAAUUGGAGUCCCUUGAUGUCAGUCAACAGCAGCUUUGCCACCACCUCUCCUGAUUCUCUUCUCUGCUGCACUUGGCGACCAUAUCGGCCGUCAGGGAAAGAAAUGCCAACGGGAUGAGGGGAUCGUAGGCCAUGUAAAUACAAAAUGUAAUAUGUUUACGAGUUCAUCGACACAUUGACGCGCAGUUUGCUUUUCGAUUACCGCAGUUAUGGUCCCAAUCGUAUCCCGUCCGUGUGUUUUAUCCACCACCGUCUCUAGCCUCGGGAAAAUGUACCCGACUAUUCUUGAUAGCAUUUUUUUCGCAAACAAAAGAAGACACCCGAAAACACAAUAAAAGAGCACGACAGAAGGAUCGAUAGUCAGAUGUUCUUCCACUGAAGCACAAGAUGCUCUUUGGAUCAUUCUCAAAUCAUGCUGAGGAACAUGAUCAUCAGGUUUGACAGACUUAUGGAGUUCAUGCAGCUUGAGUACUGCUGUCAUUGAAGUAAUGCAUCCAGGUGCCUCCACCUCAUGGAGAAGGUUGGCAAGGUGUGGAGCAACCUUAAGAAGGGAUGUCAAUCUCUGCUCCACACAGAUGGGGGUUCUCGCAUUGAAACGCCACCACAGCUUCAACCGCAAACAGACACGGUAUGCCAGAGUGUGGACAAGGCCCAGGGAGACAGCACGUUGGAGGCUGCUAGUCCCUCUAGCGGUGUGGCGGCACUCCCUCUAGUGGCAUGGAGGACCGGUGGGAGUGUUACACGACAGGGCCAUAACUGUGUAGUAGAUGUACCCCAGAUACUAGAGAUCACAGUUGAGCAGGAUAACGAAGAUGCUCGUGCUCCCUUGGGAGCCCGCAGAGACUCUUACUCGCGUCAUGCACCUUGGAGUGGAAAGAAGAGACACUCAUGUUCCACUAAGGCUCAGAGUUCUCUGGAGACCACAGAUCGGCGAUCGGGCCGGUCUCGGCGCAGACAUGGGACUGGUAGCAGCCGUGAAGAGCUGGAGUCAGGGGCAGCACGCUCCCUACGGCAACAGAUUCAUGAUACAGUGGGCCUGUGCCUCCCACUGCGCUCAUCCUCUCGGAACACUCACCUUCCACCACCCAAACGUAAGAUACAAAUCACAGAGCUGAUGCUGGAGACGUGCCCCUUCGCACCAGGAUCAGACCUUGCCCGAAAAUGGCACCUCAUUAAACAGCACACAGCACCAGUCACAGUGACAUCAGUAGAUUCAUCCUCAGAUGCUUGCGGUGCUACCUGUGCAUCGCCGGAAGAUGAGGAAGAGCGCUUGAGAGAGAGAAGACGACUCAGCAUCGAGGAGGGUGUUGACCCACCUCCAGAUGCCCAAAUCCACACAUUAGAGGCUAUCACAGCCCCUCUGGCUUCCCUUUAUAAACUGGGACCUAAGUUGGCCCCUGGAAUGAGUGAGACCCUAGGUGAUAGUCGGGGGGCAACAGCAGCUAGCUGUGACUCUGAGGAUGACGAUACCACCACUCUUUGCUUGCAAGCUCGCAGGCCCAAGCAGCGACACGCUUCGGCGGAGGGCCUCCUGAGCAGCAAGCAACAGGGGCCUUGGAAGGUGCACACUCAGAUUGACUACAUCCACUGCUUGGUUCCAGAUCUGCUACAGAUCACAGCACUUCCCUGCUACUGGGGUGUGAUGGACCGUUAUGAGGCUGAAGCGCUGCUGGAUGGUCGGCCCGAGGGAACCUUUCUCCUGCGAGACUCGGCUCAAGAAGACUACCUGUUUUCCGUUAGCUUCCGGCGCUAUGGCCGUUCACUGCACGCACGCAUCGAGCAGUGGAAUCACAACUUCAGCUUUGAUGCACACGACCCUUGUGUGUUCCAUGCAGCCACCGUCACGGCACUCUUGGAACACUACAAGGACCCUAGUGCUUGCAUGUUCUUUGAGCCAUUGCUCACCGUGCCUCUCCACCGGACCUUCCCAUUUGGCCUGCAAAGCCUGGCUCGAUCAGCCAUUUGCAAUGGGAUCACCUACGAUGGCAUCGGGGCACUGACACUGCCCCCUGCUCUGCAGGACUACCUCAGGGAGUAUCACUAUAAGCAGAGGGUGCGCGUACGCUGGCUUGAGAGGGAGCCAGUCAAGGCCAAGUGAGGCAGGGCAGAUACUUCUCAGCUCUCCAGCAGGAGUAGUCCAUUCAGCACUUUGCAGAGGUGGAGGAAUUACAGUUGUUUUUUGUUUUCAUUUUUUUGUGGGGGGAAGGGGUUGGAUGUUCGGGGUUAAAAGGAGGGACCUGUAACUGAACACUAUAUAAGCUUCUAUCAUUUUUUGUUAUCACUCUAACAAACAAAGAAAUUACAUAUACAGUGGCUCUCCAAUGUACACAUUUCACUAUAGCUUCUGGACUAGGAAGAAGCAGCAGAGGUCUUAGUCUAAUUUUCCCUUCUCCCUCAGUUCCCAUGGCUGUGGGGGAAAUCUGCAGAUACAGAUAUUUUCAUGCCCCUCCACUUAUUCACUGUUUGACUAUGUGGUUUAUAGCCAUUUCACUUUAUUCGUGUUGUACCGUUCACCUGCCCUUAAUUCCCUUGCAUUAAAUUUGCAUUGUUAAUGCUUAUUCAAAGUAGCAUUGUGGACAAAUUUUGAGGGGAGGGGAAAUGAAGGGUGAUUUUCAAAUAUUGCUUUCCCAGCUUCUUUCAUCAUCCUUAGCUUUCAUGGUGCUCAGUGGUUCCUAUGGUAACAUUCUGUGCUCAUUCCGUCAUUAAAGGAGGAGGCAUUCUAGAGCAGGACACAGAAAGGCUUUCACCCUGCUCAGUGAGAACGAGACUGAGAAAUCCAUGAAAGAUGGAUUGACCUUAAACCAUGUGUCCAGAGAGCUUUUGGGAAUGUGUUGCAGUGGAGAGAAUGGUUCUGUGGCAUUCUGCUUCCAGGAAGCGCUAAGGAUGAUGUGUACAACGUGAUGCGGUGUGAUGUGAGAGCGCUUGGUUUUCAAAAAACAUAGUUACUCACACUCUGCGUUCUGUUGCUGUCAGUAUGUUUUGUAAUCAUUAAUUCCUACCACUAAUUGCACAGGGGGGGUGACUAAUUCUGUAUCGUCUUUUUUUGUGUUGAUUUGAAUGGUCUGUCAGUGCCCUGGAAGUUGGGCGCUGAUUGAGAGCACUUUAACUUAACUGUGCUUAUGUUAGUGGGUGAAGCAGAGGCAAUACAUAAACCUACUACACUGGGACCAUUGUUUUAGGCAUAAACACCCUCCUAUAUAGGAAUAAACACUCUACACUCACUUUGUCUAGCCCACAUUGUUCUAGAGAGGACAGAGUAAGUUUUGAGGUGACCCCAUCAGUGCCAUUGGAUUUGGGUCAAGCUGGCUUGUUUAGCUUGAUUUUGGGAUGAUUUAAUAAUUGACUAAAAGGGAUAGUUCACCCAAAUAUGUCACCAUCAUGUCGUUCCAAACCCGUAAGACUUCCAUUCAUCUUCAGAACACAGAUAAAGGUUUUUUUGGGAUGAAAUCUGAGCGCUUUCUGAUCCUUUUUAAAGAUGGUCCCUACUACCUUUCUGGGCCUUGAACAUGGUAGUUGUGUUGCUGUCUUUGCAGGAAAGCUCAGAAAGCUCUCGGAUUUCAUCAAAAAUUUGUGUUCCGAAGAUGAACGCAGGUCUUACAGGUUUGGAACGACGUGAGGGUGAGUAAUUAAUGACAGAAUUUUCAUUUUUUGAUUGAACUAUCCCUUUAAUGAUCUGUAGUCCAUUUUUCAGGUUCUUUUUUGAAAGCAACUAGGAGUAACGUUCAGGAUUUAAAAAUAAUAGAGUAUAAUGACAUUAUUGGCCCCUAGGCCAAGACCAGCUUCUUUAUCAAUUUAGAAUCAGCCAUAUCUGCACUUGAAUUUCUUUGACUAAAAUGAGGGAUUUCAAAUGCCACAGGUGUUUUUGAUGAAUGUGGGAAAAAGGAAAAGACAGAUUUCUAACUCUCAUGCCGUUUGCCCCAUCGAGACCUAAAUCACUUAAGCAGUGUGCCUUCAUACAUCUAAAGCUUUUAGUUCAUCAUAUGGUGCAUUCAGUGGAUGUUACUAACAGUGGUCCGAUUGGAAAAGACAUUUUUUCCAAUGACAGUUCCUGCACUGUGAGACAUCCUCUUCAUGGGCCUGGUGCUGAUGUAUGAUGUAUUUUGAGUACUGCUAGGGAUAUGACUAUUGAUUCCCACAUCUUUCUGACUUGUUUUCAAUUGAUGAGAUCAGGUAGAACUGCCAAAUGCUCAGCUCAGGCUCGCAACACCUAAACAGCAGUGUGGUACCGUGCGACUAUAACCAGCUUUGUGUGCUUGUGUGAGUGUGUUGCACUGCACCUGACCUCCCUUGUCAACCGCAAGAGACUUCUGCUGACAUGAAAAUUUUUACGUUAUCCGUUCCUCCCAGGUAACACUAAUCCACAGUCUAUCCUGAUGCAUUUAAAGUCGUCUUCCUGCACGUUAUCCCAUUGAGUCUUUUCCUUGCACAAGAAAGGAUGUCAGGGUCAUCCUGAAAAGAAUUCAAAGACCUGAGGAGGGAACUUUGGGGCGACGGUGACUCGCCACUGUGUGGUUUGUUCCCCCUCACCUCCUCUCUUUCUGUAAGGUGUGGGUGAAAUUAGUGCAAUUUAGACUGAUCCUUGGCAUAGUUGGAGGUUGUGAAGCAGGUUUCAGGUUGACAUGGCAUCUGAAGGGGCCAGCUGUCCUGCUUACCGUUCACCUGUAAAAGUGUCAUGCUUGGCUUCGCUCCAGACACUCCUCGCUGCACUAACUCAUGUACCUACCUAUACCUGUGUGUACCAAUUUUCAUCAGGGGUGGAACAUUUGCUCAGUCAGAUGGGGGCAGAGAUGGGGUCCUGGUGCCUCUUCUCUCUCCCCCAGGUUUCCCUAGUUUUACUAAAGACUUAAUGGAUUAAAAUAGAUGUCUAUCUAUCUAUCUAUAUAUAUAUAUAUAUAUAUAUAUAUAUAUUGAUACAGAUUUUAAAAUGAAAUAUUUUUUAAUAUUAGUAACUGUAAAGAAAAUGCAAUAAUGUUCUUGGGCUUAGCUCUAAUGGUGACCCAUGUGAAAACUGAUGUGAAUUGUCUGAGAAGUCGGUCUCCUUUGAAAUUGUCUUCAGGUUAGGAUCAUUAUGUUCACAUCAUAAGAAAAAUGGACGUGGUGCAAUGUGUCAUAAAGGUAUGAGAGGGAAACUAUAGAUUAAUGUGACCAAAGGUUUAAGUUUGGUGAAAAAGUGUCAAUGCGAUUGCUUUUAGAUACCAUCCUCACAAAAUGAUUACAAAAAUGUUCUAAGGGUAAACAUUUUCAAAGUUAAAAAGGGCCUUGUUUAAGACCCCAAAGGUGCUAAUUGGCUCACUGUAUGGAUUUAUUAACUUUCAGAAGUGCCUUUUCUUAAAUUUUCUUACCCUUUCUUCAAGGUCCCUGGUCUGGAUAACUUGCAUGUUGCAGCAAAUUAAAGCAAAAUUCCCUGUUGUAGAAAAUGCAACAAAACAUAUGCAUUAGUUUUAUUUGUUUUUAUACAAGUGUGUAGUUGUGUGCCACAAGAAAGUUGAAAAUAUCUCAAAUAAUUAGCCUGCACAAAACUUUUAAUCCCCCAUAUUUUAGUACCCAAUUUAAAGUUUGGAUUUGCUAUCAGAACAAUGCAGUUAAACAUGAUUCUGAAAUAUUUAUAGACCAUCAGGUGUAUGAUUGACUCAAGAGAUCAGUCAGCAUGAAUGGAGACUUUAUCACAAAUCACAAAGCAAGAUGAAAGGUCAUGAUUCUCAGAUGUGAUACCAAGGCUUAGAUUGGCUCACACGAUAUACACCUGUCAAUAAGCUGGUGUAGCUGGAAGUCGAUGUUAAAAUAUUAGAGAAAAAAUCAUUUUGUGUGCAGAGCCUUGCACAUUACCAACAGGAAAGGUUUUCUGUUCAAUAUUAUUUGAUAUGUUUCUGUAUACAAACUAUAGGGAGGUUGUGUUCGACAAUGUUUAGACAGAAAUAAAAGACUGACUUGGCUGUCUGACUUGUAUUAAAUUCUGGUGAAUCCGUUUCAGAUUCAAUAAAUCACAAGCAUCAUCAUGGUAACUAUGUUACUGUAAAGCUCUAUAUGCACAUUUGUUUUAGAGAAAGGGGCUGAAGGUGAGGUUUAGGACUGGGAUGACUUCUGCGCCACCCAUGACCUGCCUCUGUAUUUCUGAUUGGACCCUUGGGACUAGCCCCUCAAAACACUUGCUGAAACACGCACCAUGGAUUAUCUGGAGUGACGUGGUUAUCACUGUCUCUUACCAUCUUAUGUUUCAAUUAUUAUUUUUUUAUACACUGCCCAAGGUUUGUACUGUAUGAUGUAAUUACUCGCACUUGAUGUCCUUUCUCUUAUCUUUCCUUCAUUCUCUCCAAUGUACAGUUAAUGGUCCCUACUCCCAGGCUGUUACUAAGUUGCUCUGUUGUAUUUUGUUUGACUUUGGGUUACAGUUUGCUGUUUUUGGGGGGCAGAGGGUUGCAGCUCCGCAUGCCCCUCUUUCACCAGUACCUGUCACUCUUGGUGCUCUUGGCUUAUGCUUUUUUGUCUUAAUAUUCAAAAAUAAAAGUGUUGUACGUGUAA
Molecule: messenger RNA, 6606 nt
Organism: Onychostoma macrolepis
Lineage: Eukaryota; Metazoa; Chordata; Actinopteri; Cypriniformes; Cyprinidae
Gene: socs5a
Product: suppressor of cytokine signaling 5a
Exons: 3
Coding region: 599-2185 (528 amino acids)
Biological process (GO): phosphatidylinositol phosphate biosynthetic process; intracellular signal transduction
Cellular component (GO): phosphatidylinositol 3-kinase complex
Molecular function (GO): 1-phosphatidylinositol-3-kinase regulator activity
Source: RefSeq, a predicted model, not a curated record